CUCACUGUCAGUGGAACAAAAAAUGGACGAGGAGUUCGCUUUUAACUCGACUGUCUUUCAUCUGAUGAAUGAGUCGGCGCUUUUGCGCUCAAGACUCAACGACAUGGGCACCCAGGUGGACAAGUUCUUUACCUCCAUCAUGGCUAUCGUUGUCAUUAUUCUACACACGGGAUUCGGAUUUCUGGAAGUGGGCUCGGUGCGGUCGAAGAAUGCGACUUCCGUCGUGAUGAAGAACAUGCUGGAUUUGCUGCUUGGGGCAUUUGGCUACUGGAUCGUGGGCUACACUCUGGCGUACGGCCGCGGCUCGGCCUUCCUCGGCAUGUACCCGUACAUCGCGGGCCACAAGCUGGGCCAGGAGGCGCAGUUCGCCAACUGGUUCCUCCAGUUUUCCUACGCCAUCACCUCCUCCUCCAUUAUCUCGGGUGUCAUCGUCGAAAGGUGCACAUUCAUCGCCUACCUCGUCUACAGCGUCUUUACCACAGCGGUGACUUACCCUGUCGUGUCGCAUUGGGCGUGGUCUCCAGAGGGCUGGCUGGGCUUGUUGGGCUUCAAGGACUUCGCGGGCAGCGGCGUGGUGCAUUUGUGCGGCGGCAGCUGCGCCGUCGUCGCCUGUGUACUCAUCGGCCCGAGGCGCGGCCGCUUCCCCAAGAAGGCGGAUGCCGAGUUUGAUGGCCACAGCACACCUGCGGUAGCGAUGGGCGGCAUGGUGCUCUUUGUCGGCUUCCUGGCGUUUAACUGUGCCUCGCUCCUGCACAUCUCGCAACCAGGCGAUGGCGAACUCGUGGCCAAAGUUAUUGUAAACACGGUGUUGUCCGGAUCGGGCGGCGUCAUCGGCGGCCUUCUCGCCUCCAGGCUCGGCUUGCUUGGCGGUGACAAGUACUGGAGCUACCUGCACACCCUCAACGUUGGUCUCUUUGGGAUGGUUUCUGUUUGUGCGAACUGCGAUGCGGUUGAUAUUUGGGCUGCUUGGGUGAUUGCCCUCUGUGGUGGAAUAAUCUACAGCGGAAUCGUCAGACUUUUAGAAAAACUUGAAGUGGACGACCCUCUGAACGCAAUUGCGGUGCACUUCGGCGGCGGGCUGUGGGGUCUGCUGGCGAGCUCGGUGCUGCGCGAGGAAGCAUUGCAGGACAACGUGAAGGCGGGCCGCUUCCUCGCUUACAACUGCAUCGGCGCACUGGCCAUCGUCGCCUGGUCAAUGGCCAUCACGGCGGUCAUCUUCGGCUCGCUGCGCUACGCCGGUGUGCUGCGGCCCUCUGAGCAAGACGAAUGCGUCGGCAUGGACCUGGCCACGCACCACGAGCCCGCCUACGCCUUCAAGCCCGCCGACGUCGGACUCUACCAGCACCACGAAGACAAAGCAGAGGAAGAGGAGCCACUUGCGAGCGUUAGCGGUGCUGCUGCACUGCGACACAAGAACGUCGAAGGCGGCUUGACUGACCCUUUCCUCGCCAUGACCGGCUGCAAUAUUUGAAGUUUAGGCAUCAAGAAGAAUUGUGAAUAAACUUUAAUUUUGUGUGUUAAAUAUGUACCAGAGAGUGGAUUUAGCACAUUAUCUUUCUUUUUAAUGCACUGUUUGCGUCAAAUUUCAAACUUAAUUGUCUUCAUCUAAAAAAACGAACUAACUACUGGAAUCUCCAUUUAGUUAGUUCGCUUCAAGUUCGUUUAUAGGGAAUCAUCAUAAUAAAUGAUUUAUUUCACCAACGAAAAGCAAUUAUGGGCUGUACAGUAGUCUGUAUAGGAACUCUUGUUGAACUAAAAUAUGUGUAACCAUUAAGCAAAAAUUCAAUUGCAACUCAUUGCAGGUCUUAGUAGCUGGUUUGACCAUAUCUAGAUUUAAUCGUAUUAUAUUAAAUAACUGUAUCCAUUUCAAUAGCUCAAGAAUUAUUGUCUCCCCAAAAUCAUUUCUAGAAACAAGGUCCUUGUAUUCUUAAAUUUCUUGAAAUUUUACAGCAAAAU
Cloeon dipterum is the source of this 1956-nucleotide messenger RNA. Its product is annotated as putative ammonium transporter 1. NCBI's taxonomy places the organism in Eukaryota, Metazoa, Arthropoda, Insecta, Ephemeroptera, Baetidae. Gene Ontology annotation, biological process: ammonium homeostasis; ammonium transmembrane transport. Gene Ontology annotation, cellular component: plasma membrane. The record is from RefSeq and is a predicted model, not a curated record. Gene Ontology annotation, molecular function: ammonium channel activity. The coding region runs from base 23 to 1471 and encodes 482 amino acids. The transcript is spliced from 8 exons.